AUGUUGUCUCUUGUUAAGCAGACAGUGUCUGCUACUGGGAGCAGUAUGCUAAGACCUGCAGCAGCUGAUAUUGUUCAAAUCAGAGGUCGUAAGAGAGCUUUGAAACAGACGAUUACUCGUCAGCAAAAGUUGGAACGACGAAUGAAAAGAGAAGAGAAAGAAGCAGCCAGAAAACAAUAUUCUUUUAUGGAAAAAAUCAACAUUCGACGAAUGAAAAAUCUGUUGUCACCUUCGCAACAAUUUCCAGGUCGCCUCAACAUUGAUGAUGAAGUGAAUCUUCCUGAAAAGCCAACUCUCGAUGUUUUCAUAAAAUCACACUUCAAAACUCAAUAUUACACAGUCGCAGAAGCUCUUGAUAUGCAUCGGGAACUUCAAAGUCCAUCUAUUUAUAACAAUCCGAAUGCUCCAAUUCGUCUUCGUCUAGAGUUGAAUAUGACCACCGAGAGACAAACAAAAAUGGUCACGGGUAGUGAUGAGAUUGUACCCGUUCCGUUUCCAUUCAAUCAUAACGAGAAGCGAACAAUUUUGGCAUUUGCCAAUGAUUUGAAACUUCAAGAACUUGCUGUGGAAUCUGGAGCAGAAAUGGCGCUUGGGCAAGAUACAAUCAAAAAAAUCAUCAAAGGACAGUUCAGAACAGAUGAUUAUGAUUUUUGUGUGUCACACUCUGAUAUGGGAUCAUCAAUUUUACCACUGCGCGGAAUUCUGAAAACAAGAUUCCCAACAAGAGCUAAUGGUGGACUUGGAGAAAAUCUUCCAGAACUAAUCGAAAAAUUUAAAAACGGAGUGAAACUAAACAUCAAAGGAGACCCUGUAUACCCUAUUUGGGGACUCAGUGAUUGUGUCGUUGGGCGAUUAUCGAUGUCGAACGAACAAAUUGAAGCAAACAUUGCAACCGUUGUUUCAGCUGCAUGUGCUCAUCGUAAUCCAGCUCUCGGUCCGUUCAUCAAUCGCGCUCUUCUGAUGACAGUUCCUGGUGAAGAAAAUUAUGCAAUUGAUGUAAAACCAUGGUUACCGGUACCAACUGAAGAAGAAAUUGAAAAGAUUGAGAAGAGAAAGAACAAAAAGAAGAAGAAGGACGAAAAGAAGACGGAAGAUGCUGAUGACGUCAGCCCUGCCAUUGCUGCUGCUCUUUAA
This is a messenger RNA of Caenorhabditis remanei, 1134 nucleotides long. RefSeq lists its product as uncharacterized. Lineage: Eukaryota; Metazoa; Nematoda; Chromadorea; Rhabditida; Rhabditidae. The record is from RefSeq and is a predicted model, not a curated record. Bases 1 to 1134 code for a protein of 377 amino acids. The transcript has 4 exons.